Messenger RNA from Asterias rubens (European starfish), 6732 nucleotides. RefSeq names its product centrosomal protein of 152 kDa-like. The transcript has 27 exons. Bases 109 to 6153 code for a protein of 2014 amino acids. The record is from RefSeq and is a predicted model, not a curated record. NCBI's taxonomy places the organism in Eukaryota, Metazoa, Echinodermata, Asteroidea, Forcipulatida, Asteriidae. Gene Ontology annotation, cellular component: centrosome. Gene Ontology annotation, biological process: centriole replication.
CGACUCGAAACGUAAGGGCCGACAAACGCUUAGAAAGUUAUGAUUGAUGGUUGAUAAAUCUCUUCCGUGAAAUGGUUGUUUGAGUGAAUUGAGUGACUAGAGCCCAGUAUGAAUCCGGGUACCAGUCUACACUUUGAUGGAAAGGCACUUGAGGAACAGCAAGAGGCAGAGCUGAAACAAGAUGACCUCAAGAGAGAACAGGAGUUACGUGAAUUGUUGUCGACUGCUCUACCAGAUGACCUACUAGACGAUGACACAGCCUCAUUUUCCAGUCAUGAGUCAAGCGGCUCACUUAGUCAACAUCAUGACAAUCCACAAACUGCUACAAGGAGCCCUGAUCCUUGGAACCACCUGAGGCAGAAGCUUCCUGCUCAUCACAGACUGAUUCAGCAUCAGACGCAGCAGACAUCCACACCCAAUAGCUUCAGUAACCCACCCGCUCUCAAGACGCCUGGCCCAAGCCAUGAACAUCAAGCAAGUCAACAGCACUACCUCCCUACAAAGACCAACGUCCAUAAUGGGAAUAAGCUUGUCGAGUCAUCAGAUAAUGAGUGGAUUGAAGAACAUACCAUAAGACAACAAUAUGAACGAGGCGAGAUAGAGGGCGCUGUUAGUGAUGAGAUACCAGAAACUGGGACCGCAUUUCCUGGACAUGAAGCGCAGCAAAGGUUUAGAAACAAUCAAUAUGAGCAACAUUAUGAUGUCCAAGGGAUGGAGAAUGGAUACCAGGACUAUGGUGACCAUGCUGAUUACCAGCCAACCAAUGGGAUGAAUGGAUACCAUCAUGAAUAUGCUAAUGAGGAUCAGGCAACCAAUGGGAUGAAUGGAUAUCAUCAUGAAUAUGCUGAUGAGGGCCAGAUGCAGAAUGGAGGAGUUGAAGAACCAAGCUACAUUGAGGAUACAGAAUCAAAUCGUCCAGAGCUGAGGUACAAUGAGAACGUCCAGCAGUAUGACCCAUCAGACAAUCCUAAACACACUCAACAGUAUUCAGUCAAUGCUCAGCCGCAUCACCAAGAGAGGAAUGUGAACCAACCAGGCAACCAUGGAUUAGAACCAUCCUCAGUCAGAGUCCAAUACCGAGUUGGAACUUCUCAGCAGAAUGAACCAUUGCAGCAAGCAAACCAACACAAUGGAUUUCCUACAGUUAACAACCAAGCUACUCCGGGAUUUACACAAGAUGCUGAGGACCCUUUGCAGAAGCAGUUCCUGGGUGCUGGUGGUGAUGAGGAGAGUAGACAGAUGGCUCAGCUGCAGAUCUUAUACAAGGCCAGAGGUAGGGAACUAGACCAUCUAAGCAGCCAACUCCAGGUUCUUAAGGAGGAGUCAGGGAGAGAGAAGAGGAUUCUAAAUCAUCAACUUGCUUUGGCUCAAGGAGAGAAGGCGGGAGUGAAUGCCAGUUAUGAGCACUGUCAGGAGCUAUUGAUUGUAUCACAACAAGAAACCAACGAGCUGAAAGGGCAGCUUCAGUCAGCUCAUGUACAGAUACAAGCUCUCAAUGCUGCCAAACAUCAGGUAGAGGAGAAGCUUCAAUCAACGGAGGCUGCUAUAGAAAGCUUGUCUGGCCAGCUGAUUGAGCUACAACGAUCACAACCUCUAGCCAAGGCUAGAGAGCAGCAGGACGGACUACUGAAGAACCUUCAGCAACGAUAUGAGCAGGAGUUAACGAGACUCAAGGAGAAGGUGGACAGUAGUCAAGGGACCUUAGAAGAUAAGAAUAAUGAGGUUGCUAGUCUUCAUCACAAGCUGUCUAGUGUUUCCAAGUCAGCCGAGCAGCAGAGACUUGAACAGGGUAACACCAUCAACACAUUGACAAAUCAACUACAACAGAGCCAGAAACAAUGCAGGGACUUACUGGAGACAGGAUCCCUUCAAGAGAUCAACCUCUUACGUGUGCAGCUCCAGCAAGUUGAAGCAGCUCGUAGCUUCAGUGAAAACAUGACUGCAGCGUUACAGGAGGAGUUAUCUGAACUGAAGGAGCAGCUUCAGAUGUAUGAGUCUGCCAUGGAGUUAGGUGUAAUGUCUGCCAAGUCACCAGAAUCUACACAGAAUGCCAAGUCAUUUGCUGUGAGGAAUCUAGCCAAGUCGGAUUGGAAAACGCCGCAAAUUCAAAGGCCAUCCACAGACCCUGGCUCCAACAUGACUCCAGAUGAUCUAGUCAGGGGCUUAAGGAAAGAGCUAGAACGAUCUUUACAGAGUAAUCGCACCAAGAGAAGUCAGGUUGCUAAACUACAGAGUGAUCUCAAAGCAGCAAAGGCUGAUAUAGAGACGAUGAGGAACAAAGUACUGGAGUCAAAGACUACUGGCAAGGACACGGAGGUGAGAUUGAAGGUUUUAGAAGCACAACUUCAGACGUCCAAAUCCAUGUCCGACAACCCUCAGUCCUCAAUGACUGCUGAAUCAUCCAAAGAGCUCCUCGAGCAGAUAAAUCAACUUCAAUCUGAAAAGGAGAGCAAUGCAGCUGUGUUGAAAGAGCUUAGGUCAGAGGUCAAGCAUCUCAAGGAGCUGAACUCUGACCUAAAGAGGCAGAUGGCUGAGAUGGUGGCUGACUGGGAUAAAGAUAAGAAAAUUGACUUGGAUAGAGUUCAGAGGACAUGUCUACAGCUACAUGAGGACUCCUCCAGGAAUCUAAGAGAACAGAUGGUGACCGAGCUUCAAUCUGAGAGGGACAUGCUUAAAGAAGCACACCAACAUCAGAUACAGGAGCUCAGGGCUGAUUUAGAGCAAGCUCAGACGGAGCUGGUCGACGUGAAGGGACUCUACAUUGAUGUAUGUGAAGAGAAGAAUAAGAUUCAAGAUGCAGUGACUGAAACACUCAAAGCUGAGGCCACAAAACAACUGGAUCAGGCUAAGACUGAGUGGCAGCUCCAGCAUGAUGCAGCCUUAAAGGAGCUUCAUGAAUCUCUUGAGAGUAGUCACCGUGCAGCAAUGGUCACAACCAAGAAUACCUGGAGAAAGGAGAUUGAAGUGGACAAUCAACUACUGGUUGAAGAACAGGUUGCCUUAGCCAAGGUGGAGUGGAGUGAGACGGUACGUAAAGAUGCAAUGAAGAGCGCCCUCACAGCUGCUGAUGCAGAAUGGCAAGUCAAGAUGGAAGCUGAGCUGGAAAAGAGAAUUACAAAAGCAAAAGAAGAAUUAGAAAAGAAGCAUCAAGACUACCUGGAUAACCGCAUCAAGGAGCUGCAGAGAGAUCACGAUGUAGACAAGGCUCGGGCAAUUAAGACGUCUCUCUCUAAUGCCAAGACAGAAUGGAUGAUUAAGGCAGAGGCAAACACUAAAGAGAAAGUGAAACAAGCUAUUGAGAUGACUAGAGAACAGUGGACAGAUGAAGAUGCAGACCAGAGGAUGGUGGAUGCUGUAUCAUCAACAAGACGUAGCUGGAGUGAUGAGAGAGGUCAUAGUGAGACAGUCAAACAAGAAUGGAUGCAAGAGCAUGGAGAGAAGGAAAUAUCAAGGAGAGUAGCAGAGAUCACCCAGACUCUAGAGGCCAAGCACCUCUCUCACAUCACUAGCCUACAGGAACUUAUGGAGAAAGGAAAGCAGAGAUUGAAACAGGAAAUGGAAGCGGAGAAACUAUGUGCCUUACAAGAAGCCAAGAAUCGUCUUGAGAGAGAACAUCAUGAAGCCUUAGAAGAAGCCAUGAAAGUCUCAAGAUCUAAAGCGGAGAAAGCAAAGAUGGAGAGUUUGGCCCAAACAUCUAGAGAGUGGCAGACCAAGCUGGAUGAGAUGUUAAAGACACAGCAAGAGGUGGUCAACAAGGCAGUACAAGAAGCUCAGGAAGAAUGGCAUCAGAGAAAGCAUGAGAUGGAAGAAGCCCAUAAGAAAGCACUGGAAUAUCUUCACGCUGAAGCAGAGGCUGACCAAGAAGAGUUGAGAAGCAAGUAUGAGAAGGAGCUAGAGAGAGGACUAGAGGAAGCUGUGACUGAGGCGAGGGAGCAGUGGUCUCAAAAUUGUGAUGCAGAGCUCAGGAAAACUUGUGAUGAGAUCCUGGAACGCAAAGAGCGGAUCUGGCUCCAAGAACGAGAAGACCUCCAGGAGCAACUGAAAGAUGCAACCUCCCAGCUACAAUCCAGUCUGAAACAAGGAGAUCGCCACCGCAAGAAGCAAGUCCUCUCUAAGCAGAAAAUGGAGAAGGAGAUUGAGUCUCUGAAGGAGCAGCUUCAAGAUGCCGAUCGGGAGAUGAAACAGACAGAGUAUAACUUGAGGAGGGACCUUGAGAAGCUUCAGAGUCGACUGAAAGGAGCCAAGGAGGCUGUCGUGGAGGAGCUGGAGGCUAAGAUGGAGAAGAUGAGCAAGAGACAUGAAGAGGAGUUGAUUAUAAUCAGACAGGGAAGAUGUGAUCAGAAACAACUAACGGAUUCAACUUCACAGACGAAUAACGAUGACUGGGUGUCUGCAGAUGUAAUGCAGGAACUGAAAACUCAUUACAUAACAACAGUCAAGAAGAUCAAAGUGGAUGUGAUCAAACGAAUGGAAGACAUGAGAGAAAACUUCAGGUGUACUGUCCACACAGAAGUCAUGAAGGAAAGACACGCAACCACAAAGAAACUACGCAGAUAUUACCUUCAAUGUCUACAGCAAUUCCUUGAGGAGGAUAGUCAGAAUCCAAGGAAUCACACCAAAACACAGUCAACAGCAAGUAAACUAGCAGCAAUGGCCAAAGCCCUGGAUCUUCAGCCUGAUGAGUUAACCAUGAGAAGCCCACACCCAAUUACAUCAAGUCAGAACAUGACGUCUCUAACUACAAGACCAACCGAGGGUAAGAGAAGCCAUGAUAGCAGUAGUAAUGAUGGACAAGGAAACAAUGAUCCAAUAAGCAGUAGGAAGGGACCACGUAUUGAAGGAAGACAAACUAAUUCUGUUCAAAGUCAUACCUCAACGGAGUUUAGAGGUACCCAUGACAUCUGUACCCAGCCUGAUGACAAAUCAAGCAUAUCUCAAAACAGCUCUAAUAAAGACAGCUCUAGAACGGGACACACUACUCCACGCGAUAACUCUGCUGCCAACAGCCGUAAAUCCUCAAUCGAUCUUGGUGCUUCCUCAUCAGGAAUAUCCUGGGAGGGUAUGGAGACUGGGAUCUCUCUUGGCAAGCUACCUAUUCAACCACGAGAGUUCAACCCUAAACCUGAGCGUCUGCCUUCCCACCUCUACCACAAAUCAUCUGGUAGCUCAAUGUCCACUACCUCUUCAUCUUACGACUCUGUAACAGCACGAUCCAGGGAGUCUUCACCAAGCCAUUCAGUCGGUAGCUCCAGGAAGGCACAAAUAGAAAGCAGAACCCACUCUGGUGGUCAGUCGUUUACAAAAAUUCCACUCAGCAGAGUAAGUCUUAAAUCACAAGAAAGCUCACAAGAAAGCUCUCCAGAAAACUCUACCAGCGACACCAACAGAGGGCACUUAAAAUUACUCAACGGACCAUCUAGGAUGACUGAACGAAAUAUUACCAGCCAUUCCAUGAAGCACAAGUUGGGUACAAAAUCACAAGAAAGUUCCCCUGAAACUUCAGCCACUGCAUCACCAAGAUCAAGACAGCACACUUAUAACACUUGUACAUCUAAAGUGAGCUGCAAUAUAACCACACGCUCCAGACACAAUGAGAAGCAGUGCAUUCCAAGUGAUGAUUUAAUUUCUUCACCGAACAGCCCUUUUGUGAAACCAAUCUCAACUUUUAAGAGAAACGCCGACUCUAAGAAAGGGCCGUUGAGGGUCCCACCACCAUCUGAGAGAACGGCUGCAAUGCUGGCGUCCAUGCCUACGAGUAUUCUGAAACCAGUACCUCAGUCUACCCGGCAUACACAGAUCCCCUCUCCAGGACCCUACAAGCCUACCGACACAUCUACUGCCUCCCUUGAUACAAUCUAUAAUGACCUACCAGCAAGUCUUAACAUCCAAGACAUUCCACACGACGACAUCUCGCUCAAUAAGGUCGUCAGGUUUGAUAGUGUUUCCCAGGGGAAAGAUUAUAACUAUAAAAGUCACGCUGACGAGGCAGUAUUGAGACCUUAUAAAUCUAGGAGAGUUGAAACUACGUCUACUUUGCCUUCUAAAAUGAACCUCAGAACCAAUGUGCCUCUAUCAAGAUCUGGUGACAAGUUUAGCCACAUGCUGCAACAGGAUAGCGGCUUUGUAAGCCCACAGGUUGAAGAACAAAUUUAAGCCAACAUAGACAAAUAAAUAUUUCUAGGUGUGCACAAAGAGUGUUAUUGCACAAGAUGUAAAAUAAUAUUACGGUUUACGGAAUUGCAGUUAUUGAGCCUUACGGGGCCCAAUUUUAUGGCUCUGCAAACCGCCAAAAUCUGUGCUAACGAUCACCAUUUCAGCUUACUAUGCAGGCGCUGAAUUUCUGCGCCAGCUGUGUAAGCAAGGAUUUUUUAGUAACGUUGAGCAAAAGCACAAAUUCCCUGCUAACCCGUGGAAUAGGCUUGAGCUAAGCACAGAAUUCCCGGCUUUCGUAAGUGCUGAUUCUUUGCUUAUGGUGAGCAGAGCCAUGAAAUUUGGCCCUUGUAUGCUGACGAAUUGUUUCCUUCUAAUUUCCUUAGAGCAGUACUGCCUCUACUUCUACUUCUAGUGAUUAAAAGAUUUGAGUUUAAAAUUAAUGUGGUAGGUUUUGGCAAGUUUGUUUGCGUGGAAAACACUGUUUGUUUAAUAUUUGUAGUUUAAUCCAAUUGAGAUGAAUUCAAAACUAAUUUUGCAUCGAGCCAAUUAAUGAACUAAUUUUGUACAUUUUGUAAAUAG